AUGUACUCGGCAAAUCGCUCGCAUCGCGCGGAAACGAGAAACCGCUCAAAAGACGAGCUACGAAAGGUGAGCGGAAAUUAUUGCCAUCGUUCUAUGUUCUAAUCAAUAGUUUUAGGUGAUCAACUCUCUUGAAAAGGUUCGCAAGUGGGAGAAAAAGCUCGUUCUCAUCAAGGACACUAACAUUCGGAUAUAUAAAUGGGUCCCAGGUAGACAAUAGCUGGCACGUGUUCGAAUUUUAUCGAUUUUUUCAGUGAGUGCUCAAAACAUCCUGGCCCCGCCGAAAAACCAAAUCAAGGAGGUGGACGAAGAGAGCAACCAAAUUCCGUCCGCCGAAAACUCUCAAGGUAGCCGAUUUCUAGACCGAACGUUUACAAUUCUCUACCUAGCUGCAGAUUCAACGAGUGUGACGCAGCCAGCGGUUAACUUCGACAUCAACGAGGACUCGAACUUCUCGACUGGCGACAACUUUGACAGCGAUUCGAACCAGACGUUCGAGCCACAAAACUACCAAGGCGGAGCAACCGGAUCGACAGAUUUCAGCGCUAUGCGCGAUGCGGAAAUGAAGCAACCAUGA
Molecule: messenger RNA, 574 nt
Organism: Caenorhabditis sp. 36 PRJEB53466
Lineage: Eukaryota; Metazoa; Nematoda; Chromadorea; Rhabditida; Rhabditidae
Source: the annotation of a GenBank genome assembly